AUGGCUCUCGGGCUCUCUCUACAGCUCUGUCGAUCCCUCUCCAGACGCAAGCGCCUGCCGCACCGGAGCGAGGCUGCGAGGAGGGGCGCGGAGCCCGCCGCGGCCGCUGCAGUCAGGGAAGCAGCCACCGCAGCCGAGCGCCGUGUCGGUCCCCGGGCUGUGCCCCCGCGCCGGGCACCGUGCGCCCAGGCCCGGAGGCCGGCCGGGGACCCGUGUGGAGGCCGCUCUCGCGAGGCGGGGAGGAGACGCAGGGGGGACCAGGAGGAGGAGCAGGAGCGGGUGAAGGAGAGGAGGAGGAGCGGGAGAAGGGGAAGGAGGAGAGCAGGGCCGGCCCGCCCCUGCCCAGCCCAGCCCCGCUGGAGGCCGAGACCAACCGGGCCGCCCAACCCUCGCCUUCCGCUUCACCUACGCCCAAGGUGCGGUGCAGAGGCCCGGCUGCGCGGCGCCCGCGCGAGGAGGAGCCUGUGCUGCAGCCGCCUUGCGUUCAGCCCCCGGAGCUGCGAGCCGGCGGCAUGUAGCGACGGCCGCAGAGCCAGCUCGGAUUUGCAACUCCGGAUUUUUUUUUUCCCCCCACUACGGGCGCGCGGCAACCUUGGAUCAACGCCUUGCCGCUCCGGCCGACUCUUCUCUUGCAAGCUGGGGUUUAGGGAAGGGCGCGGGGCCGAGAGUCAGUGUGGGACCCGGGAUCUCCCCGCGCCCAGUGGGCAACCAUGACCGACGAGAGCUCCGAUGUCCCCCGGGAGUUGAUGGAAAGCGUAAAGGAUGUUAUUGGCAGAAAGAUCAAAAUCUCAGUGAAGAAGAAAGUGAAGUUGGAAGUGAAGGGAGACAGAGUGGAAAACAAAGUUCUGGUGAGUG
Molecule: messenger RNA, 855 nt
Organism: Phodopus roborovskii (desert hamster)
Lineage: Eukaryota; Metazoa; Chordata; Mammalia; Rodentia; Cricetidae
Exons: 2
Coding region: 1-714 (237 amino acids)
Source: RefSeq, a predicted model, not a curated record